UCAUCCCCCCCGCACCUCCUCCACCUCCACCCGGCUCCCCCCUCUCCCCCUCGCCGAGGGAGAGCCACAGCGAUCGCCGUCCCGCCGCCCGCGCCGCUCGCUCUCCACGCCUUGUAUCGUUCUAUUGAUAAGAAUUAGGCAUCAUCGACAUUAGUAUCAAAAACAUCACCAUCAUUACCAUCGUGUGUCCCUGACGCUUCGGGGAGAGGCGUGGGGGCCGGAGCGACCGUCAUGUGCAAGCGGCUCGGGCCGUGAGCGCGCUGCUGCUGCUGGUGCCGGGAUGGGGACAGGCAGGAACACACGGCUCUUCCUGCCCUACAUGCUGCUGCUGCUGCUGAUGUCUCCACGCGGCCAGCAAGCACGACUGCUGGGUUCUGACUCUGGACACGGUUGCCUGUUCCAAGACGGCCUCUGCAGACGCGACGAGGCUUGCGUGGACGAUGGGAUCCUGGGCAGCUGCGUGAAGGCCGCCUCCAUCUCGGCGGCCGCCCAGCACCGACUGAGCGCGAUCCUGCGGCAGCUGGCGACUCCAGGUGGCUUCCCGUCGGGCACCACCCACGGAGGACGCCGGCCCGGCUCCGGCUCCCGAGCGCCCUACGGCUCCGUGUGGACGCCGUCCGACAGUGGUGGACGCGAGCUGCUCCCAGCCCCGGACCGCUGGGACCUCUACCCCUCGUGGCAAGGCUACAUCCGACGACUUCCCGACAAGGAGCUGUCCAGGCUGCCUCCUCCUCCUGCUGCUGCUGCUGUUGCCACUCCUCUUGCUGGUGACUCCCGCGUGCAGCUCCGGCCGCACCAACCGGCCGCUCGGCCCGAGUCGUGGGGGAGGUCGUGGGACCGCCUGGGGCCCCAGGACCUGCGGCCCGGCGCCCGUCUGCUCGGCCAGCUCCUGGGCCCGGGCUGGGCGACCACGCACGGCCCCGGGGCUUCGGGGCUGCACCCAGCUGGUGGCCGGCAGACGUCGGUGGGAGCGGCCCAACAGCAGCAGCAGCAGCAGUCCGCCUGGGAAGGUGGCGGUGCCCUCGCAGACACGUUUGACAAAGCGACGCUUAGGAAACAGCUGCAGCAAGCAUUCUCAGGCGCCCACUCGCGUCCCUCGAGCCCUGCCGUGGGAGGUCCCGACAAAGCCCAAGCCGGUGGCGGCACGUCCGGCGUAGCCCCGGCACCCUCGGCCAGGCCGGGCGCCGCCGGGGAGGGGCACGAGAAUGUCCACAGCCUGACGCGCGAGUGGGGCCACGCGGGGCCUGCUGCUGCUGGAGGUGGUGGCAAGCCGACGGGGGGGCGGACCGGACUCCUGGCAGGGGGCCUGCCGCUCUCGGCUCUGACCCCCCAGCCAGGCGCGGCCGCGCCACGGCCGACGUCAGAGCAGCCGCCACGCGGCGGGGCCGGCGGUGGUGCCGGCGGGCGCCCGCAGGGGGCGGCAGGCGACGCAGGAGGCGCCUACGCCUACAUCGUCACCAACAAGAACCCCCUGCCGGAGCACGAGGCCGAGCGACUGAUCGCGGCCCUGGCUCUUCACGUCGGACUUCCACCGUCCGUCUUCACCCACAUCAGUGUGGCCGGGGCGGCUGUGGCCUUCCAGCUGGGUGGCGACCUCAGCGGCGCGUCGCUCGGCGCCGUGGCCAACUCUGCAGUGCGUCAGCGGGAGGAGCUGCAGGCUGAGACGGGGCUGCACAUCCUGCAGGCUGGAGUCGGGGAGCGAGCGCCCCCGGGCCAGCUGUCCGAUGAGGGUGGCGCCGUGGCGGCCGUGCCGGGGCUGCUCGUGCCGACGGUGGCGGGCGCCGUGUGCCUGGGCGGCGUGCUGCUGGGCUCGCUGCUCGCCUACUGCCUCCUGCGCGCCCGCCGCGCCACCAAGAGCGGCCACCGCUAUGCCAGCCUGGCCGCCGCCGCCGCCCACAGCAGCCCCGACCCCACCUCCGACUACCAGGAGCUGUGCCGGCAGCGCAUGGCGAUCCGCACGGCCGAGAAGGGCGGGGGCUGCGGGGAGCCCCCCCCCGCGGGGGUCGUCUCCGGCGGCGUGGGGGUCGCCCCCCACGCCCCGCACGGCACCCACCCCUCGCGCCCGUCGCGCAUGAGCAGCCUCUCCUCGCAGCUCAGCGACGGGGGGCCCCUGAGCCCCUCCCCGCGGAGCAGCGUCUCGUCCUGGAGCGAGGAGCCGGCGCCCUCCAACCUCGACAUCACCACGGGCCACAUGAUCCUGUCCUACAUGGAGGACCACGUGCGGAACGGGGACCGCCUGGAGGCCGAGUGGGACGCGCUCUGCUGCUACCAGGCCGAGCCCAACGCCUGCACCAUGGCGCAGAGGGCGGACAACACCGUCAAGAAUCGCUACGGCAACAUCCUCCCGUACGACCACGCGCGCGUCGCGCUCAAGGCAGAAGCCAACGCGGCCAACUCGGACUACAUCAACGCGAGCCCCAUCAUGGACCACGACCCCAGGACGCCCGUGUACAUCGCAGCCCAGGGUCCACUGGCCAACACCGUGGUCGACUUCUGGCAGAUGGUUUGGGAGAGUGGCUGCACGGUGGUGGUGAUGCUCACCCCGCUCAUGGAGAACCGCGUGGAGCACUGCUACCGCUACUGGCCCGAGGAGGGCUCCCGCACCUACCACGUCUACGAGGUGAACCUGGUGUCGGAGCACGUGUGGUGUGAGGACUUCCUGGUGCGCUCGCUCUACCUGAAGAACGCGCUCACGGCCGAGACGCGCACCCUCACGCAGUUCCACUACCUGAGCUGGCCCGACCAGGCGGCGCCCUCCUCCGCCGCCUCCCUGCUCGACUUCCGCAGGAAAGUGAACAAAUGCUACAGGGGUCGCUCGUGCCCGGUCAUCGUGCACUGCAGUGACGGGUCCGGCCGCACGGGCGUCUACAUCCUCAUCGACCUGGUGCUCAGCCGCCUCGCCAAAGGCACAAAGGAGAUUGACAUUGCGGCCACCUUGGAGUUCAUCAGAGACCAGAGACUCGGAAUGGUGGAAACGAAGGAGCAGUUCGGCUUCGCGCUCACGGCCGUCGCCGAGGAGGUGAACGCCAUCCUGAGGUCUCUGCCGACCAAGUGACGGCGCCCGCCCAGCCCACGUGCCCGCCCAGCCCACGUGCCCGCCCAGCCCACGUGCCCACCCGUCCCCGUCUGUCCGUCUCCUCGCCAGCCACGCCAACCCGCCAAUGUUGCUGUUUAGCUCGUUCGCUGUGCCCGUAUCCUCGUUGUCGUUUUAAGCGGUCGCCAUCGUCAUCAUCGUCGUGGUCAUCCUCGUCGCGGAGCGAUGGGCAGGGUCGGCGGGACAUCCUCUCGGUGUCCGCUGCACCGGAACGAUGCGCUGACUCUGCUGCUUCUGCUCCUUUUAAUCCCGUGUAUGACGACACCACAUGGAUAAUCAACACGCGUGUAUCAGUUAUUCGUAUGAAUUAUAUUAAUAUGUAUUGAAUGGGAGCUGGGGGGUUAAAACGACUGUUAUUAGCAUUCUUCCACAGAUGUAUUUAUUACACGGUGGAGCAGUAAAUAUUCAGCUGUGAACUGCCAAUUGUAAAUCUAGGAUAUGUCUUGACGCUAAAUAUGUAGGUGAUUCUGUAGCAUAACAUAUUUUCACGACAAUAUAUUAUACAUAGAUAUAUAUAUACAUCACGUAACAAUAUAACAUUGAGAUGCAUCUAUUCAGAAGUAGCUUAUAAUUGAAGGAAAAGGAGGAAAUAUUUACCAGUGUUGAAUAUCGUGACAUGUAUUUUAAGUGGAAAGUCAAUUAUGUUCUUACGUAUGAUACUAUCGCAGUAAAUUCCAUUACGUAUUCUCCAGGUGAUGACUCGAGAAGCAAACCAUGUGGUUGAUUAAAAUGACUUUGGAGUCUCGUGUCGCGGACGUGACGGUGCCGUUGGCAUGAUUGAGCAUCGGGGUGGAAUCGCCGAGGGGGGGGGGGGGUGUGAAAGCACAAAUGACAUCACCUUCAGGUGUUAAUCAUGCGAAGAUUCAGUUUUCCCGGAGAGGGGACCCAGUGAUUAAACACACGUGGCCUGACCAGCCUAUGGAGAGCGUCACUCGGCAUUCCCGAGCCCGAGGUUUUCCAGACUCAAUUCUUCACGACGCUCCACGGCCCGGCUUGCCCAGUGUCCUCGUGUACCUCCGUCCCAAGACUCAUUGGGUCGUGAUGUGCUGUACCUGCCUGAUGAUUGAUAAAUAUGUCCCGCGUGCAGUCGAGAGAGAGCUGAGUCACAAUAAUAUAGAAACUGUGUGUACAUGCAAGUGUGGGGGGCGGCAGUGUUGUGUUUAUCGCACCGUUCUACGUCUGUUUGUUUAACUUCUUUUCGCACCUUACGUAGCCAACUUUGCCAAUCGGCGACCCGAGUUUGAUUCCUAAUUACAGCGGUGUAUAUUUGAACCGGGCCUGGGAAUCCCCUAGGUUGACUUAGCCUUAUCCGAAUAAAACAUCAGCACUGUGGAGACAAAGAGGGGGGGGGGGCGUGGUGCUGGCCACUCACCCCCCUCGUGUGCUGUGCCGGUCUUCAUAGGGGCUCCCUAACAGCACUUGUGCCCCAAUAGUCUGUUAAAUGCAAUGUGGGGGAUCCCCGUCUUUGUACGUGCAAGUGCUUGAUGUAGCGAGCUCUGCUUCAAGUCAAUUAGCACUCUCUACGUCACGUGGCGCCUGUUUAACAAUCAUCAGGCAAGUGCAGCAUGUCACGAUUUCAAUUUCUAAACGAAAAGGAGGUAAAACUCGAUAAACGAAUGACCUUUGGCAAGCUUGCCCCUAAGCCGUUCUCCCUCGUGCCACGGAGUCGCUGCAUGUGGGGCAUGAGUCGGGGGGCUCAAGGUGGCUCGUGCUGAAUAUUUCAUCAGAAAGCCACGGCAUUCUCUCCGGUAGCUCACUGAUCUGCAGCCAAAAGGUCACAAUUGCUGAAAAAAUGCAGGCACGGCAUUGACGUUAUCAUGCGCUGAUGCAACCCGCGAUGUUGCAGCAUGUGUGCGUGUGUGUGCGCGCGCGCGCGCAUUGCAGAGAUUGGACAUUUAUAUGGUGAUUCCUUCCAGUUUCUGCCACUGUAUUUCCAUCUUUAAAUGCAAGCUUACCGAAGCCCAUCCUCACGUGAACUUUCAUUCAUAUGCCAAUAAACUGUUAGGUUAGAAAAUAGUACUUUAAUUUUUUCAAAUGUAUUUUCUCAAAUCUGAAUAAACGUCGUUCUCAUGGGUGGUAGUAAGCAAUGUC
Messenger RNA from Lethenteron reissneri (Far Eastern brook lamprey), 5185 nucleotides. RefSeq names its product receptor-type tyrosine-protein phosphatase N2-like. NCBI's taxonomy places the organism in Eukaryota, Metazoa, Chordata, Hyperoartia, Petromyzontiformes, Petromyzontidae. Gene Ontology annotation, biological process: regulation of secretion; protein dephosphorylation; insulin secretion involved in cellular response to glucose stimulus. The record is from RefSeq and is a predicted model, not a curated record. Gene Ontology annotation, cellular component: synapse; secretory granule. Gene Ontology annotation, molecular function: protein tyrosine phosphatase activity.